CCGUCACCGCGAUGACGAUGGUGACAUGCUUUCAAGGGCAAAACAUUCUGUGGCUGCUGCGCCGACUCAAGUUCUACGUGAUCAUCAACAGCUUCAUCUGCGCCGUCACCGCGAUUGCCCUGCUCCUUCAGACAUGCAUCCCGCACCCCGUCGUCGGGUACUACGUUGGCAUUGUGUUUCGCGUCGCGUGCAUGCUCGGCUGGUUCGAAUGGAUUUCGACGUUCAAAGACAAGAUCUACGGCGCUAAACGGAUAGUCCUGACGCGGCCGCAACAGGUCUCGAUUCUGUGCCACAUUCUCCUCGUCGUCGUGCCGACCGAAAUGGUCACGCUGUGGGUCGGGACAUCGACCGCCUUGGACACCCCCAUGUACACGAGCGUCCUGGAAGAGUUUGUGUACUUCAUCCCGAAAUCGCUCAUCCUCGAGGUCGUGUUUGACUUUUUUCAUUUUGCCAUGCACUACACAUGCCACCAAUUUCCGCUCCUGUACAAAAUGGUCCACAAACAGCACCAUUUGCACCUCCACCCGUCCCCACUGAGCACGUACGAAGAAGCACCGAUCGAUCUCAUCCUGACCAACGUCGUGCCCAUGGCGAUUGCAUUUGCAGUCGGACCGUCCUUGUCGCUCCAUCAGUUGCAUCUUCUCCUUGCGUACAAGACGUACGUCGAAGUGGCUGGCCACUCGGGCCUCGACAUCAAAGGCAUGUCCUUCCCCCAAAUGCCUCUCGUCCAGUGCCUCAACAUUUGCAUUCGCGUUCACGACCACGACUUGCAUCACACGCAUCCCAGCGUCAACUUUGCUAAGCGAUUCAGUCUCUGGGACCGCCUCUUCCGCACGUACAAAGCGUCGACCAUGUAAUAUUCGGAGCUCACCCUUCGACCUAACAGUGCUACAAACACCGUCUAUAUCAUGUGGAA
Molecule: messenger RNA, 916 nt
Organism: Aphanomyces invadans
Lineage: Eukaryota; Oomycota; Saprolegniomycetes; Saprolegniales; Verrucalvaceae
Exons: 1
Coding region: 12-857 (281 amino acids)
Biological process (GO): sterol biosynthetic process
Molecular function (GO): iron ion binding; C-4 methylsterol oxidase activity
Source: RefSeq, a predicted model, not a curated record